Maniola jurtina (meadow brown) is the source of this 1487-nucleotide messenger RNA. Its product is annotated as glandular kallikrein-3, submandibular-like. The transcript has 5 exons. Gene Ontology annotation, molecular function: serine-type endopeptidase activity. Gene Ontology annotation, biological process: proteolysis. NCBI's taxonomy places the organism in Eukaryota, Metazoa, Arthropoda, Insecta, Lepidoptera, Nymphalidae. The record is from RefSeq and is a predicted model, not a curated record. Bases 527 to 1309 code for a protein of 260 amino acids.
AUAAACAUAAAACUAGAUAGAUAGUUAUAGAUACUUUUGUUUUACUAUAGCUACACAUAGGUAUAUAUAUAUAGUAUAAUUUCUGAGAGACUAUCUUUGGUGAAAUCUGAACUAUUUAUACGUUUUAGCUAUAGUAAAGUAAAAGGUAAGGUUUGUAAUUCAAAAUAUAAACUUUUCAUGACGUAAAAUAGGCGAGAAAAUGCAGGGAAUGUUACUUUGCUCAUAAUUAUAAAAUCAAAAAAAAUGUUUAUUCAAAUUAAUACCAGAGGCAUGUUGUUAUAGUUAUGUAUAUCUAUACCAUGUAAAGAGCAUCCAUACCAUCCAUACACAUGUCUGAGGCGUUACAUAUUGUAAAUGCGGAAAGGAAACACUUGUAUUUAAACAAUUGUAAUUUUAUCUUUCGUCACGAUUUCUUUCAUGAACAUCAUAUUUCAUAUCUAUGUAAAAUGAAUAAAAGACAAAAUAUUACAAGCAUGUGUUUUAUUGUAGUAACGAUCGUAGCUGAUAAUUGUCGCAAUAUAGUAUUAUGUCGCUCAGUAAUAAAGUUAUUAGUGUAGUAUUUUUAAUUUUAUUUUUUGGUUUCUUUGAAUGCAAGAGGGUUAAAAGAGUGAUUGGCGGAUCAGAGGUGCCUUGUGGCGUUCAAACCGGAGUGGCAUCUUUGAGAAAUGCAACUGAUAGCCGCCACCUUUGCGGCGCGUUUAUCCUGACCCCGUAUGCGGCCAUAACAGCAGCGCACUGCGUGGAACACGACCCAGAAGAAUAUUCCGUCUAUCUCAAUAACUAUUGUACAAGAGAUAACGAGAUUAUACCGAACACACAAGUUUUGGAAGUCAUUAGACAUCCACUUUACAAUCGAUUCACACGCACUCAUGACGUUGCAGUAUUGCGGUUGCACCUCACUGAUGACAUAACUUGGCUGAAUGAUACAGUGUUACCCAACUCCUCAUUCGGUUUAUCAGGAGACUGCAUGAUUUACGGCUAUGGCUACAAAGAUUUACACACAAAAGAGCUUUCCCAGACACUGCUAGCUGCAAACGUGAAAAUUUUAUCGCUGGAUCAGUGCAUUGAAUCAUUAGGAGAAUACGUGGCCCCGACAUACGACAGCGGAAUGCUGUGUGCUUUGGGCGACGGAGUAGACGCUUGUGAGGGCGACUCUGGAGGACCACUCAUAUGCGCGGGUAAAGUCGAGGGUAUAGCCAGUUAUGGCGUCAGCUGUGGGGUACCCGGUCUGCCUGGAGUGUACACCAGCAUUGGGGCUAAUUUGCAUUGGCUUCGCGGAUUGUUGGAAGAACUACAGUACACCAAUUAAUAUAAUACAUAAAUAGUUAAUUAAAUACCUAAGUACUUGAUUUUACAUUUACGCCAUGACACUGUAGCCGUGCGUUGACAAAAAUCGACUAUUGACGGUCUCAGCCGAUUCGACGCCAUACUUCCAUUCCGUUUAAUUGUAUAAUAAGGAAUAUUUAGUAAUAAAUAAAUUAUUUUUA